Messenger RNA from Maniola jurtina (meadow brown), 893 nucleotides. RefSeq names its product chorion class CB protein M5H4-like. Lineage: Eukaryota; Metazoa; Arthropoda; Insecta; Lepidoptera; Nymphalidae. The record is from RefSeq and is a predicted model, not a curated record. Gene Ontology annotation, cellular component: egg chorion. The coding region runs from base 51 to 809 and encodes 252 amino acids. Gene Ontology annotation, molecular function: structural constituent of egg chorion. Gene Ontology annotation, biological process: multicellular organism development; chorion-containing eggshell formation. The transcript is spliced from 2 exons.
AUUCAAAAUCACAGUUCAGGGGUUAGAGGGAAUAAACAGUUAUACAAAAAAUGGGUUUCAAAGUUGUUUGUGCUUUAGUUUCGGCGAUUAUGAUACAGACAAUCUUCGGCCAAUGCCUCCGAGCCCCAUACCCAGCAAUCUACCCAAACGAAAUCGCUGCAGCCAAUUUAGCAGCUGAAGCAUUACCAUUGGCUCUCCCUGCUUAUAACCCGAUAGCAGCCAACGCUUUGGCUUACGAAGUUGCAGCAGGACCUGGCAUACCUGGUUUAACAAUGGGCUUAUCUUUGGCUGAACUAUCUGCUUCCAACGGCCCAGGAUUACGCGUUAACAGCGCUUCACCCAUGGCUUCCACUGGUGUUACUGUUGAGACUGACAAAAUGAUAAUCGAAGGACCUUUGGCUGUAACUGGUCAGUUGCCUUUCUUAGGAGUGGUGGCUUUAGAAGGUCCUCUAGCAGCUACAGGAACUGGUGCUGUGGCUUACGAAUGUGGUAAUGGAAAUGUUGGUAUCGUAAGCGAAGGUCUGGAACCUGCACCUGUACUUACUCCGGCGUACCCGAACGGACCGCUUGCCGCAUACCCUAACAUGCCGCUUGCUCAAGCGUACCCGAACAUGCCACUUGCUCAAGCGUAUCCAAACAUGCCACUUGCUCAAGCGUACCCAAACAUGCCACUUGCUCAAGCGUACCCAAACAUGCCACUUGCUCCAGGAUACCCAAAUAUGCAACUUGCUCCAGGAUUCCCUAAUGCAGGGCUUGGUCCGUUUGCCAAUGGUCUCGCCCCAGGUUUAGUUCCAACUCCUCAAGCAUAGAUCCAGUUAUGUUAAUUAGUUCAAAUUGUUAUGUAAUUUUGUAGCACUCUUUUAUGGGAUUUUAAAUAUAAUUUGUUAAAAAUA